Messenger RNA from Didymodactylos carnosus, 4233 nucleotides. The record is from the annotation of a GenBank genome assembly. NCBI's taxonomy places the organism in Eukaryota, Metazoa, Rotifera, Eurotatoria, Philodinida, Philodinidae.
AUGUGUCUGUGUUUAUUCUAUAUAAUAUUUUCAUCAUUAAAAUCUGUUUAUAAUAAUAUCAAUCCGUCAACUUUAACUGGUGCUAUUGAUAUUAUUGUUGUUAAACAAGAAGAUGGCACAUUUCGUUGUACACCAUUUCAUGUUCGAUUUGGAAAAUUAGGCGUUUUACAAAGUUUACAAAAAAAGGUAUAUGUAGCGAUCAAUGGUGAAACUGUUGAUCUUUGGAUGCAAUUGGGCGAGGCUGGUGAAGCGGUAUUCAUUGAUGAAACAAUUAAUGCAGACGAUAAGACUCAACUGCCGAUCGAUGAUAUUGAACGUCAUUUAGAACCGUCAAAUGUCAAUACAUUUCUUGAUCCUGAUAAUGCAUUAGAUAACGCUUUAGCUGCAGCCGAUAAUGAACAUCAUACUCAUUUGACAAAUAUCGAUCGUUCUCCACAAUUUGUGAAUAAAAAUUUAGAUAUAGAGAAAGCGUUAAACGAUCCAAAUAUAUUAACAACUCCCACGUAUGCUUAUGAACAAGCAGAAAAAGAACAAAGUGUUGAUGUUUUCAAUUCAACAGUAAAAAAUAACACCAAUAGUCAAAAUCCAAAUCAACCAACUCGUUCAAUAUCAUUUUCCAUGGAUCCAGCCACUAAUGAGAUUGCAGGAAUUACAACUGGAAAAACUGAUCUAUUAAAAAAUAAUACAACAACAACAGCUACUCCUCCACAACAAUCAACACCACCAGUAAAACAACGUCGUCGUAGACGAGUGAAACGAAAUAAUAUGGCAUCAUCAACAGCAAUACCAACAUCAAAAUUAACUGAUUGUUCUAGGUAUGCCAAAUUGCCUACAAAAGUUUCAGAAACGUUUGAGACAUAUACUACCAGUAAAAAGAACAUAACUUAUAGAAUUGAACGUCAUCAAAAAGAAUCGAUCUCAUGGAAAGGUCGGGAAUAUGGUUGUUCUGGUCGUCUUAACACUAAAGAUCAUAUAAAACCAGAUUUGAGAACUUCACAUUUGCCCGAUCCAGAUCCAGAAAAACUUGCUGUUGAAAAAGUUGUUGAUAUGAAAAAAAGAUGUGAGCAUCAACUUCCAUACGCUGCUUUUCAAGCAUCUAGUCAAGUUAUCACUGAUCCACAAAUAGCAGCCGCAAUACUCAGUUUUGAAAGUCUUAGUGAUGGUAGCGAUGAUGAUGAAUUUGAUCGACAAAUUAAAAAUGAAACUGCCGAAUGUAAAAUUGAUUUAGAAACAACAACUGCUGAUCUCUUCAAUUUAUUUCAACGUGCUGGAAAAUUUUUAUUUGCAAAUCAAAAACGUUUUUUACCACCAACGCAUAGAAAAAAAUCAUCGAAAACAACAACACUACGAAAAAAAAAAUUAUCUAUAAAUAAAAAAAGUCAGUAUUCUGAUAAUAAUACUGACUUAAGUUCCGGUGGUGGUUAUUAUAGCGAUGAAUUUAUUAGUGAUUUACAUACACCACACUUAGCAAAUGUUCAUCAUGUGAAACAUUUCAUACGAAAAAGUUCAAGUGAAAAUGACUUAAAUAUUUUACAAAGUCAUGAUUUACUUGAAUUUUUACAAAAAAAUCAACAACAACAAUCGCAACAAGAUUUGAAACCGUCGACAGAAGAUGUUGAACAGCAACAACCGACAUCAACAAUACCUGUCGAACCUUUAGAUGUUGAAAAUGAUCUAACACCAACUAACGUUAAAAGAAAUAGCUCGUUCCAAGAUGAAGAUAAUAUAUCGUUACAAUAUGUUGAUGCUUUGAGUGCAGUGAGUAGAUUAAAUAGUAUUGAUUCCAGAAAAAUAUUAUUUCAAACAGUAGCAAACAUAGAAACCACAACAGAUUCAAAUGAUUAUAAACAACAACAAGAACAUCAAACAGAAUCUGAACAAAUAGACGACGAUGAUGUUGAUUUAAAUAUUGCAGAUAUGAAAACGAGUCGAACAGCAUCUAAUCCAAUAGCCAUCAAUUUUCCAUCAUUACAACAGAAUGAAGGAUCACAAUCACCCAUACAAAAUCAUUCAACACCAAAACUUACGAAUAAUUCAUCAAUGUCUAUCAUAGAUACUUUACUGUCAAAAUCGGCACCUACUGAUAAUUCAGAGUACAUUUCAUCAUCGCCAAUAAAUAUAAAUACGAAUAGUAUAAGAUUAGAUCAAUCAAGGCAAUCAUAUUAUAUUAAUGGAGAUUUUUCGCCAAGAUAUGACAGUCCAUUAUCUCCUCGUCCAACGAGUCCAAAAUCUGAUACUGAAUAUGAAUUAGAAAAAUCAGUGAAUAAAGUUGAUUCAUCUGAAUCAGAAUGGCAAUGGAAAUGGGGUGAAUUACCUGAGAGACCAAAAGAUAUAAGAACACAACCUCAAGUACAAGAUGGAAAACGACGUGGUGUUUUAUCUUGGUUUGGUUCAUCAAAAAAAUCACCAGGAGAUAUGUACUUAGAUGAUAUAAGAAGUAAUCGAUGUGAUCCAUCACUCUAUUUACCAAAAUUAGAGCAAAAUCGUCGUCCAGAAGAUGAUCAGGACUCUGGCAAAGGUUAUUCUAUGCCACAAUCACCUUUUCGUGAACACGAAACAUCGUGUAUGUUGGGCGAUGUUCAAUUAUCGUUGUGUGGAAAUAUAAGUAAACAAUUAACAAUAAAUGAUGAUUUAUUUAACAAACAUUUUAUCAGCUAUGAACAAUUUAUAACUAACACAAAUGUGAUUAAUGAUCCAAAUUUAGUUGUGAGAAUGAAUGGAAAGUAUUAUAAUUGGGCGGUUGCAUCUCGUAUAAUGGCCGCUGCAAGUAUUUAUCAUCAGAAAUUACCACAAGAAACCAUUGAUACACUACAAGAAAAACAUAUGACUCAAGAACCAACAAAACCGAUAUAUACAAGUGAACGAAGAGGAUGGUGGUCGUGGGGCAAAAAAGCUGAAACACCAGUUGAUAGUUCAACAAAAACAAUAACGGGUAAUACAACACAAAGGAAUAAAAACGACCAGCUUACAUCGUCAACGGACAUGGAGCCAUGUCUUAAGAGUAAUCAGUCAUUUGAUGGGACAAAUAAAAUGAGAAGUAUAUCAAAAGCUGAUGAUAGUGAAUUGGAAGAUAAUGAAGUGACAAAGAUUACAGCUGAUAUUGAAGAGAAAGCAGCGGCAAAUCGUCAACAGGUACAAGAUCAAGAACAACAACCACAACAUGCAAUACCAAAAUUAGGCCACCAACAAUCGACUGGACGUAAAAAAAUGAUAUUAUCAUCCGAUCAAUUAAAAAAGUUAAACUUAAAAUUGGGAAUGAAUAAAAUACAAUUUUCUGUUACAACAGCUUUGCAAGGUACAACGGUUGUCGAAUCAUAUAUAUUUUUGUUCGAUUAUUUAACAAAAUUUGUCAUAUCCGAUAUCGACGGAACAAUAACAAGAUCCGAUGCUCUUGGACAAAUUCUUCCAUUAGUUGGUAAAGAUUGGUCACAUGAUGGUAUUGCUGAAUUUUUCAAUGCAAUACAAGAGAAUGGUUAUCAAUUCGUUUACUUAUCAGCUCGAGCUAUUGGUCAAUCACGUAUUACACGUGACUUUUUAAGAAAUAUUAAACAGUGUGGUUGUUCAUUACCACCUGGUCCAUUACUUAUUUCACCAGAUUCUUUAAUGACAGCUCUGUACAGAGAAGUUAUUGCAAAAAAACCAGAAGAAUUCAAAAUAGAAUGUUUGAAAAAUAUAGCUAGUCUGUUUCCCGAUAAGAAUCCAUUUUAUGCCGGCUUUGGAAAUCGUAUUAACGAUCAAUGGGCUUAUACUGCCGUUGGAAUACCUUUAACGCGUAUAUUUACAAUUAAUCCUCGUGGAGAAGUUGUCCGACAAAAACUUCAGGCUCUGCAAUCAUCUUAUCGUAAUUUACACGAAGUUGUCGAUCUUAUAUUUCCUCCUAUGGAUCAUGCAUGCAGUGAAACGUAUAGUGCAUUUACAUAUUGGCGUUCGGAUCCAAUUCAUUCUGAUACGUUAGUUCAACAAAAAUUAGAAAAUGAAAUGAGAGAGAGUCUUGAAGAAUCAGCACAGCAACAAUUAUUAUUAAAAUCUAAAGAUAAAGCACAAGUUGGAAAAAAUAAAAGUAAGACACAAAUACCAUCAUCGACCACCGCUACAAAAAAAGAACAAGUAGCACCAACAACACAAACGGCAGCUGGUGCACCGGCUCCAACCACAACUCCAUUGGCAAUAACAAAAACAAAAAAUAAUGAAAAACUCGUCAUUGCUCCAGGUGCAACAACAUCACCAAAUUAA